UAAACAAAAAUGGAGUGAUGUUCUUUGAAAAUUUUAAUGGAAAAUUUAGUGAAAGAUGAUUAAAUUUCUAUUAUUAUUUUAUAUAUUUUGCUUAAUAUGGUUUCGUACAAAUGGACAAAAUGAUUUGCAUUGUCCCCAAAUGUGCCAAUGUGAGAAAAAUGAAGAGAAUGGAUUGAAAGUUAAAUGCGAAAAAAUAAAGGAUAUUAAAGAAAUAGUUUUCGGCAACAUUUCAGCCGAGAUAGUUCACUUAGAUUUGUCAAAUAAUUUCAUAACAAAGUUGGACGAAAGUUCAUUCAAUACCGGAGAUUUUAGUAAAUUGACUCGAUUGAACUUUAGCAACAAUCAAAUCGUAAACAUUUUUCAAGGUGCCUUAGACAAUGUAAAAUCAUUAAAAAUAUUAGAUAUAUCAACAAAUCCUUUAGCAUGUAAUUGUGAAUUAUUGUGGCUUCCUGAAUUCUCAAGAUCAUAUGGAAUUAAACUUAAACCACCACCAAAAUGUGCAACACCAGAAGAAUUUAAAGGACAGCCAUUGAAGAAAAUUCAAGUUGGAAAUGACAUUCAUUGUUCACAAUUUAAUCAUAAUCAAGCAUCAGUGCUUGACUUAGUACCUGAUAAGCCACAAUUGAUAUUUGAAGGAGAUUCAUUGACAUUAAUGUGUCGAGCACCACGAGUUGCCAUUGGAUCAAUGCGAGAAUCUGAAGAUUAUAUUACGAAAAUUUAUUGGGGUUGGUCUGAGAAAAUUAUUGAUUCAGAAAGUCAGGACGACGUGAUAUUUUUGAAUCCUCGUGAAAAAUUCCCAUCCGUCAUUAUAGACGAGAGACACUACUCAGAUUCCGGAAUCUUAUAUUCUAUCCUGAAAAUUCCAUACAUUACGAGAAACCAUUCUGGCAUGUUCGAUUGCACCUUGAUAUCAUUGCAGGCAAAUUUAUCAAGAACCGUCUCUGUUUAUGUCAUUUCCGAUAAAACACAAUAUUGCUUUGCUCAAGAGACUAAUGAUAAUAAAGGAUGGUUUUCAUGGCCCAAAACUAUUCGAGGAAAUAAUGUUAGGCUUCCAUGUUCAAUUGAAGGUGUCGGUGGAAGUUAUGCAUUAAGACGAUGUAAUGAGGCUGGAAAAUGGGAAGCUAUAGAUCACUCAUACUGUCCAUAUACUCGAGAAACAACACGAAUUUUGGAACAAUUUUCUAAAGUAAAUUUGUCUAUCGCACGAGGAAGUGUUUUGGAAUCAGCAAGAAGACUGAAAACUUAUACAAGCAAAUUAUAUGAGGAUGGGGAAUUGAAGUUUCAAGAUCCAUUAGAUAUAGUUUAUAUUGAGAAGACAAUUGAGAAUUAUCUCGAAUUUGUACAUACCGAAAAGGAAUUAGGAUCAAUAAUUAUCGAUAUCGUGUCAAAUCUUAUGGAAUUUCCAAGAAAUUUAUUAGAACAAGCACAAGCAAUUAAUGGAACUUGUAAGAAAUUGAUUGAUGCAGUAGAAUUAGCAGCAUCUUACUCGACAUCUGCGGAUUCACAGAAAUCAAACUUGGCAAUAGAGUUAUUUAACAUUCCAAUGGACAUAUCUGUUGGAAUUCUUUGUUCCUGGAUAAAAAUUGAUGGACAUAGAAUCUUUCAGUGUAACACAGCAAGUAAAAUGCAGAGCCUUGCAUUUCAUGAAAGAAAUAUUGAAGCAAGUAUUCAGUUUCCAGCCACACAGUACUCAAAUCCACAAAGUCAUUCGCACAGAUUAUUAGUGUCUGUUUAUCAGAAUACAAAACUGUUUCCACAAAAUCGUGUACAAGGAAAUUUCCAAGUUACAUCCAAUAUUAUCGGAGCAAAGAUUAUGUCCCAAUCAAGUUCAUUGGUUCCAAUGAUUCCGAAAAAUUUAUCAGAUCCAAUUUACAUUGUCCUACGAGGAGCUCCAUUUCAUGAUGAUAUCAGCAUACCGAAACCAGUUUGGUGGGAUUCUGACUUGAAAAAUGGAACUGGCGAUUGGUCAUUAAGUCAAGGGUGUCAAUCACUUCAUUACUCUCAUGGAAUGUUAAUGUUUUCAUGCAAUCGUUUGGGAUUCUAUGGUCUUGUGCAGCAUACCAAAGCAUUAAAUGAUUUUCCUGACCGUCCUGAUGCUGGAGCUAAAUUCCGCUACUCGCCAUUCGCUUUUUAUUUCGGAUCGUUUAUAUUAUUUAUGUCAAUGUGGCUAGUAAUCGUUACUUAUAUAUUUCAUUUUAAUGAAAUUAUGAUGGGAAGAAGAAUCAAGCAUUCUCUGAUUAACACCUGGAUAUCUAUAUCAGCUUUAGUGUUUAUUUUUGCUAUUGGAAUUUAUCAAACUGAGGAUCAUAAAGUGUGCCAAUUUUUCGGAAUUUCAAUUCACUAUUUAAGUUUAUGUGUCCUCUUAUGGAUAUGUGUGUCAGUUAGCAACAUGUAUAAAAGAGUUUCAAGGAAUGAUCGUAUUGGAAUGGAAGAUGAUAUGCCAAGAGAAGAACAGAGGAUUAAAAAGAGCGUUCUUGGACUGUAUUUUGUCGGUUAUGGUAUCGCAUUAUUAAUUUGUGGUAUUAAUUCAGCAGUUAAUGUUAAGGAAUAUGCAAGCUAUACACACUGUUUUAUGGAUUCAAGUUCUGAACUUGGUGCAUUAUUUUUACCAGCAUCUAUACUUCUAUUCUUUCUUAUCAUCAUGUUUAUUUGCAUUCGAUUUCAUUUGAGAAAUCGAACAGUUUAUAAUGCACAUUUAUCGGAAGGAACUGAAGCCUUAGAAAUAGAUCUCCUCGAAUCAAAUAAUGCUGUAAAUGCAGCUCGAAGUGUAAGAAGUGUACGCAGUGUGAGAAGUUUAAGUACACAACCAACAAACAGCUCUGCUGAUGAUUUAGAAUCAAGUCCAAGAACGCAAUUAAAAUCAUACAUUAUCAUGCUUGUGCUUUACUUGUUGACAUGGAUAGCAGCUUCGUUUGCUGUAUCAUUUCCAUUUAAUGAACGAGUCAUUUAUGAGGAAGAAAUAUUUUCAAUAGCUUUUGCACUGUUUGCAACUUUUCUUGGAUGCUUUACAAUGUUCUUUUAUGGAUUAGCAAGAAGUGACGUACGUGCUAUAUGGUCCAAAUUCCGUCAUUGUGGUAAAUCAUCAAAAGUUGUAACGACACCUAUUAAAGAUUGCGAUAGAACAACUAUCGGAACUGUAUUUUAUCAUCAACCAAUGAAUUUAUCAAGAUCUAAUAGUCACAAUUCAAGACAUCGACCAUUGUCAAGUGUUGGAUCAGUUCGCUUAAAAUCAUCUAUGGAACAUAUAGUUGAUCCAAUGAUGGUUAAGGACAAUGGAGCAUCAAACUUCAUGUUAACAAUGCAAAGACAUCAAGCAUCAGUUUAUGGAGAUGAUUCUAGUAAUGCCGAAAUGUUCUAUAAUCCAUCACAAAGCAAUGCAGCCCGAAGAUUCUUUAAGAAACAAAGGAAACUCCAUAAACUGAAUAAUAUUGAUGUACAAAGGAGAAAUGAUUUUAAUGAUAAUUCAAGCGAUAUUUCUUCAACUAUUAUGUCAUACUCAAAACCAGUCAGUGAAAUGCUAGGAACUAGCAGUAAAGUUAAUAAUACCAACAUUCACGUGGACGAGAAUAAGACAAAAAUGAAGCAAUUCUCAAAUUCAAAUAUUCUGUCCGAUAGUUGCAAUGAAAGCGAGCUAUUUAAUGACAUUUGUAAUGAAGGAUUGCGUGUUAGUACAUUGAAGAGUAAAAUUAACAAUAUUGAGGCUAACACAGUUAAUAAUUAUACAAACUUACUGCACGAUAAUCAAGAUCCAGUAUAUAAAAUUGAUGAAAAGCAGAAAAAUUCUGAUAAAUCUUGUAAUAUUAAUAAGCUUAAUGAUAAUUCACUUUGCGGUGAAGGUCCACUUUAUGUUAACACUAAGAAUCUCAUUGGAAACACUAUUCAAGAAGUUAAUGAAUCAUCAGAUCGUGAAGAAGUUGAACCACUCAUUGUGAAUACAAAUACAGACGCUAGUACCUUAGAACAAAUGAAUAUAAUUGGUCUUCCAUCACCUCCAAAACAGUCACAAUUCCAUACACCCACAAAAACAGAAAAUGAUUUAGAUUUAACACGUGAGGAAACGUACAUAUCGCCAGCAUUAGAAAUUUCAGGAAAAUCAGUUUUUAUGCAAUCACCUCGAACAAUAAGAUCGAAAUCAAGAUCAUUAGAUCAGUUGAAUAUGAUGACAAGUAUCGAUUAUCAUGAGACACAUACACGAUCUAUUUCCUUCAACAACAUAUCAUUACUCGACCAGAAUAAUUUUAUAGACAUGUUGCCUGUGUCUGAAGCAGCUUCUGUAACAUACCAAAUCACAGAUGAAGUUCAUGUGACAUCUUCAAUGAUUAUAAGUCGGGAGGAAUCAAGAAGUCCAAUAUUAAUUGCACCUUCGAUGUGUGACAUUGAUGAGUUUGAUCAACAAAGCAACUUUACAAUAAGCAAUGAUACUGUAAAUGAUUCCAGCAUGGACGAUUUAGUGAAUAGAAAUAAUUCAAAUAGUCUCGAAUGUACAGCAAUUUUCCUAAAUCCUGAUAAUACAGCCAACUUUAGCAUUUACAAUUCGUCAUCAGCUCACAGAAAUUCCAGCCCUACAAACUUUAGUGAUAUUAAUUAUCAAAAUUCUGAAUUAUCAAUUGGUGACUUUUAUGCACCACAACCUGAAAAUGAUAUGGACAAUUUCAUUCUAGCAGAAAGAGAUAAUCUUAAUUUUGGAAUAAGUGACGAUGACGAGGACGAUGACAAUGCAAAUCAUGAAUUUAAUUGCUCAAGUGAUUUUCUAAUUCAUCCGCAACAAAGCGAUGAAGAUGGAAUUGAUCAACUUUAUCAGCAGGUACGAGGUCCAACUGAUAUUCCUCAAUCAGUUAAGAAAAAGCCAGCGCCGCUACCUAAACCGAAAAAUUUAAAGAUCACACGAAAUUAUAUCUUUCAAAAUACAGGACUUACAAGUCCAACUGAGGACGAGAGCAGUAUUAUGGAUUAGUUUAAACAUAACUUUCAAAGUAUUUAUAAUUUUUAAAUUACUUAAUCUACCUCUGUUUUUAUAAUUAUGAAAAACAAAUCCUUUCCAUAAAAAUGAUGACGCAGUGUUGCUUUAUGCGCUAACUUUAACAUAUUCAGAGAUGUACCCAAAUUGGUUUGAGGUUCAAUGAACGAAGCACUAUUUGUAUGCAUCUCUGCAAGCUAUUUAAGGUUGUCUAUAUUUAAGGAUGCUCUCUAAUAAGAUUUAUUAAGCCAAUAAUAAUAUUAAUAUUCGCUUUAUGUUAAGAGCAGUUAAGAGAUUUACAAAAUAUACCUACUUAAUUUAAUAAUGUGUAUUUUACACGCAUUCAAAUCUUUUCAUUUAUGCAUUUAUAAAGAUGAACUGUGAAUAUAUGCCUUGCUAUUUGUGCUGUACAUAUAGGAAAUUACAAAAAGAAAAAUGUAAGGAGAAAAACAAAAUUUAAAAUUGCU
Molecule: messenger RNA, 5424 nt
Organism: Chironomus riparius
Lineage: Eukaryota; Metazoa; Arthropoda; Insecta; Diptera; Chironomidae
Source: the annotation of a GenBank genome assembly